Molecule: messenger RNA, 1253 nt
Organism: Vicia villosa (hairy vetch)
Lineage: Eukaryota; Viridiplantae; Streptophyta; Magnoliopsida; Fabales; Fabaceae
Product: caffeoyl-CoA O-methyltransferase 2-like
Exons: 4
Coding region: 211-957 (248 amino acids)
Molecular function (GO): O-methyltransferase activity; S-adenosylmethionine-dependent methyltransferase activity
Source: RefSeq, a predicted model, not a curated record
AUAAAGAAAUAUUUAAAAAAUAUAUUAAAAUACAUUAUAUUACAAAUCAUAUCAAAAUGAAAGGAUAUUGUUUAAGAGACACCGCUACCACUAGAAUCACCUUUUCUAUAAAUUAGACAUCAUUUUUGGAGCUUUUAUUCUUCUUCAUCGAUAGAGCUUUUCUUAUAUACUCCCAAAAAAAAAAAUUAACAAGACAAAAACACACAAUAGAUGGCUGUGAAUAAUGAUGAGAAACAGCAAAACAAACCCAUCGGACACAGUCCACUCGCUCACAAGAGUCUCCUUCAAAGUGAUGCACUCUAUCAGUAUAUACUUGAAACCAAUGUGUUUCCAAGAGAGCAUCCAUGUUUGAAGGAACUUCGUGAGAUGACAGAAAACCACCAUGGGAACAUUAUGAUUGUACCUGCUGAUGAAGGACAGCUUAUAAGCAUGCUAAUUAAGCUCAUCAAUGCGAAGAAGACGAUGGAGAUUGGUGUUUACACUGGCUACUCUCUCCUCUCCACCGUGCUUGCUCUCCCCUCUGAUGGAAAGGUAUUGGCUUUAGACAUCAGUCGCGAAUACUUUGAGCUAGGAUUGCCCAUGAUAAAAAAAGCUGGAGUGGAUCACAAGAUUGAAUUUAGAGAAGGACAUGCUGUUGGUCUCUUAGAUGAAAUUCUUCAAGAUGAAAAUAAUAAGGGGACAUUUGAUUUUAUUUUUGUGGAUGCUGAUAAGGAUAACUACUUAAACUAUCACAAGAAGGUAAUUGAACUUGUGAAAAUUGGGGGAUUAAUCGGAUAUGAUAACACUUUAUGGAGUGGAUCAGUGGCGGCUCCCGCAGAUGCACCUAUGAAUGACCUCAUUAGGAGCUUACGUGACUAUGUGAUUGAGUUCAAUAAAUAUAUAGCUAAAGAUUCAAGGGUAGAGAUUUGUCAGCUUUCUGUAGGAGAUGGAAUUACGCUGUGCCGCCGCAUCGACUGAUUCCUAGUUUUUGAUCAUUUGUUUGCUUGGGAAGUUCAGAUUUUGAUUAUAAGUAUUUGAGUUUUUAAUAACAAGGUUAUGGAGUGUGGAGUGUGUUAUAAAAAUAUAAUAAGUAUAUUUAUCAUCUUUGAUGUUAUGAAUAAUAUUAGAUAUGAAUGUGAAUGUUCAUUUUCUAUGUAUUUUUUAUAUUCUGUAAUUUUUAUGAGGGGAUUUACUCAUUGUAGUUUGCAUUUAGUGAUUUGAAUAUUUAUGUACUUGUAAUUUAUAUCCAUAUCCUAUAAAUAAGACUUAUGUAA